Sabethes cyaneus is the source of this 585-nucleotide messenger RNA. RefSeq names its product protein lethal(2)essential for life-like. The transcript has a single exon. Gene Ontology annotation, molecular function: protein folding chaperone. Lineage: Eukaryota; Metazoa; Arthropoda; Insecta; Diptera; Culicidae. Bases 1 to 585 code for a protein of 194 amino acids. Gene Ontology annotation, biological process: protein refolding; response to heat. The record is from RefSeq and is a predicted model, not a curated record.
AUGCCGAACCUUCCAAUAAUGAUCCGAGAUUGGUGGGAAGACUGCUGGGACGCGCCGCUUCACACAUCCCGGAUAAUGGAUCAACACUUCGGAAGUGGCCUCACGGUCGAUGAUUUGCUGGGAGCCCGUACUUCAGCUGGACGAAGGUGUCCAGCCUUCCAACGAGUAGGUUACAAUCGACCAUGGCGCAACACUAGCCUUACCGCACCUUCGGAUUUCGGUUCCACGGUCAAUAUCGCUGGUGAUAAGUUCCAGAUAAAUUUAGACGUACAACAAUUCUCUCCGGACGAAAUCAGCGUCAAAGCCACCGAUCAUAGUAUCAUAGUGGAAGGAAAGCACGACGAAAAGCAGGACGGCCACGGUUACAUCGCAAGGCACUUCGUUCGUCGGUACGUGCUUCCUUCUGACCACGAUCCCGAUGCAAUCGUAUCAUCGUUGUCGUCGGAUGGAAUUCUUACGAUCACAGCUCCGAAGAAAGGUGCAUUGACUGCACCUGAUGCCCCCAGAGCGAUUCCCAUUAAGCACACCGGUCAACCGAUAAAGAAAAUUGCUGAAAAACCGGCUGCGGAGGCAAUUCAAAAGUAA